AUGGAGGUAAAUGUCAAAUACAGGAAAGAUGAAGGAAACCUUCUAGAUGAUCCUACUCUCUAUUGGCGCCUGGUUGGGAGUCUUAUCUACUUGACCACUACGCGACCUGAUAUCUCCUAUGCUGUUCAUCAGGUCAGUCAGUUUAUGUCUUCUCCUUGGCAUCUCCACCUUGCUGCAGUUCGACGCAUCAUUUGCUAUCUUCGAGGUUCACCUACUCGUGGGUUGUUCUUUCCUACUGGCUCGUCUCUUCAACUUGUUGCCUAUAGUGAUGCUGAUUGGACUGGGUGUCUAGAUACACGUCGAUCUACUACGGGUUGGUGUAUGUUUUUAGGUGAUGCCUUAAUUUCUUGGAGGUGUAAGAAACAAGAUCGUGUUUCUAAAUCCUCUACUGAGGCCGAGUAUUGUGCCAUGUCUACUGCUUGUUCUGAAAUUGUAUGGCUAUGCGGUCUUCUUGAGGAGCUUGGGUUUCCUCAGACUACUUCUACCCCUCUUCAUGUUGAUAACAUUAGUGCUAUUCAGAUUGCCACCAAUCCCGUUUUCCAUGAACGCACCAAGCACAUUGAAGUUGAUUGUCAUUAUAUUCGAGAUACCUUGGAAAGUCGGGUGAUAUCUCUUCCUCACAUCUCUUCUGAUCUCCAAGUGGCUGAUGUCUUCACCAAAGCUAUGACUCGACAGCAGCAUCAAUUUCUUGUUGGCAAAUUGUUGCUGGUUGACUUACCAGCAUCAAUUUGA
Messenger RNA from Carya illinoinensis, 732 nucleotides. RefSeq names its product secreted RxLR effector protein 161-like. The transcript has a single exon. Bases 1 to 732 code for a protein of 243 amino acids. NCBI's taxonomy places the organism in Eukaryota, Viridiplantae, Streptophyta, Magnoliopsida, Fagales, Juglandaceae. The record is from RefSeq and is a predicted model, not a curated record.